Messenger RNA from Oryza sativa Japonica Group (Japanese rice), 1862 nucleotides. Its product is annotated as SWI/SNF complex subunit SWI3B. NCBI's taxonomy places the organism in Eukaryota, Viridiplantae, Streptophyta, Magnoliopsida, Poales, Poaceae. Gene Ontology annotation, molecular function: protein binding. The record is from RefSeq and is a predicted model, not a curated record.
CGAAACCGCCCUCCCGCUCUCUGCCGCGUUGGUCGGUUGGGCCCAAUCCUCUUGGUGGGCCGCGGCUUGAUAGGCUCCACUGCGGGUGAAGCCCAAGACGAACACGAGACGCGGCUGUCUCGAGCUCUCAUGGCCACGCCGUCGAUGCCAGCGCCGGCGGCCGAGGCGGCGGCGGCGGCGACUACGGCGACGGCGAACUCCAUGCCUCUCGCUCCGCCGCAGCCGCCGUCCUCGGGGGCGCCGUUCUCCCAGCCCCCCUCGACGGCAGGCACCGUCAAGACGGAGGCCCCUCCGCCGCCAUCCACCUCGGCUUCCUCAGCCGCCUCCGCCGCCGCCCCCGCCCCUGCCGCCGCCGCCGCCGCCGCCGCGGCCGAGGAGUCGCCCUGCACCAUCACCAUCCCGAGCUAUUCAGCGUGGUUCUCCUACGACUCCAUCCACGAGACCGAGCGCCGCCUCAUGCCGGAGUUCUUCGAAGGGGAGGCGGCGGCGGCGUCCGGGUCCAGGGGCCCGGAGGCUUACAAGUACUACCGUGACACCCUCGUGAGGAGGUUCCGGGCGCGGCCGGGGCGGCGGCUGACGCUCACCGAGGCCAGGCGUGGGCUCGUCGGAGAUGUCGGCUCCGUGCGUCGCGUGUUCGACUUCCUUGAGGAAUGGGGGCUGAUAAACUAUGGAGCUUCGCCGUCGGGAGCGAAGCAGGGGAGAGAUAAGAAAGAGGAGGCAGCGUUAUCGCAGUCCUCUUUGCCGAUUGGGGCAACAAUGCCCAGUAAGCUUUGCACCGGGUGCCGCACCGUGUGCGGGCUUGCUUAUUUCUCUUGUGAGAAGGCAGAUAUAAGCCUCUGUGCUAGAUGCUAUGUCCGUGCCAAUUACCGGCCAGGUCUUACUUCGGCAGACUUCAAGCGAAUUGAAAUUACUGAGGACGCAAAAUCAGAUUGGACAGAUAAAGAAACUCUUCACCUUCUUGAGGCCGUCCUGCAUUAUGGGGAAGACUGGAAAAAGGUUUCUCAUCAUGUUGGUAGUCGAUCAGAAAAGGACUGCAUUGCUAGAUUCACCCGAUUACCUUUUGGGGAACAGUUCAUGGGACCCAAGGAGGACAAAAUUCAGUUUGGGAAUGAUUGUGAUCUCAAUGAAGAAUCUGGAUCACAUAUCUCAAAACGACUACGCCUCACGCCACUGGCUGAUGCUAGCAAUCCAAUCAUGGCCCAGGUUGCGUUCUUGUCAGCCAUUGUUGGUUCAGAUGUUGCUGUAGCUGCAGGGCAAGCAGCUAUUUCUGCACAGUCCCAGGUUGAUAUAAGUGCCAGCGAGACUGAUUCUUCUAUCAACAUCAGCAAGGAAGAAGAAUCUUCUUGCACAAAUGGUCUUUCAGCCAAUGAUUUGCUCAAAGAGGCGUCUGCCAACGCACAAGUACAACUUGAAAAGGAACGGAAGGCUAUAGAGCAGUCUUUAUCUGACAUAGUGGGUGUUCAGAUGAAGGAAAUCCAGGAUAAAAUACGUCGUUUCGAGCAGAAGGAGCUGCUGAUGGAGAAAGAGAGGAAGCAACUCCACUGCUUGAAGGAAUUGCUCUUUUCUGAUCAGCUAGCUGUUGUGCAGCACCAACGCAGGCCCCCGGCUGUCACCACAGAGAGCAAGGACGAUGAGAAACCGAAGCCCGUUAUCAGCAUAAGUUGAUUCUAGCCGAGCUUCGUCAAUUGACAUGGCAUUAGUAUGAUACAAUGCAAUCCUGUGAUGUAGCCCGACUUUUUGACAGCUUUAGGUAGUAGAAUAUUCAAAAACUGUGAUUAGCUGUAGUAUGAUUGUAUGAAUGGUGUUUGAUUAAACUCUUUGCAGUCCAGCUAAUGAAAUGGUGUGUUCUUGUUGAGUUCGAA